Carassius auratus (goldfish) is the source of this 3756-nucleotide messenger RNA. Its product is annotated as adhesion G protein-coupled receptor E1-like. Gene Ontology annotation, molecular function: calcium ion binding; G protein-coupled receptor activity. Gene Ontology annotation, cellular component: plasma membrane. The record is from RefSeq and is a predicted model, not a curated record. The transcript has 18 exons. Gene Ontology annotation, biological process: adenylate cyclase-activating G protein-coupled receptor signaling pathway; cell surface receptor signaling pathway. NCBI's taxonomy places the organism in Eukaryota, Metazoa, Chordata, Actinopteri, Cypriniformes, Cyprinidae. Bases 251 to 2518 code for a protein of 755 amino acids.
AUUAGAGUCAGCGAGAGAGACACAAGACCUAGUCUGAGAGCAAGACAUUCAAAUAUAAAAGCCUCACUUUUAACAUUUUUUUUUCUUUCUUUUCUGGACGGUGACUCUACUAGCCUUGCAUAGAAUCCAAAGAUAGUUGGAGACGAGCCUGAAGAAAAUCGACUUUUGAAGAGCCUCAAAACUUGUAUGGAAUUAUAAGCCAUUUUCAUUAUUGGUUUUUCAUUUUGUGGGUUUCUUUCACUCUUUGACCAUGCGGCACAAGUAUCUGCUGAGUCUGGUUCUUCUGUUAGCACUGACAGAGAACAUCCUGAUGAUAACAGCCUGCAAACCUGGACAGAAAAAAAGCGGGGGAAAGUGUGUAGAUGAGGAUGAGUGUGUGGCUGAUCCAUCCAUUUGUGGAGAAAAUGCAGCAUGCUUCAACACUAUUGGCAGCUACUACUGUCAAUGUCAUGAAGGAUUCACACCUCCUUCACCUCAUAAUUUCACACAAGCAGAUGCGAUUGAAUGCCAAGACAUCAAUGAAUGUGUGGUCAACAGCACUGAUUGUGGUCCUAAUACAACAUGUAAUAAUACUGUAGGAGGUUAUAAUUGCACAUGUGCAACUGGCUACAUUUCCAACAAUGGAAAAGAACUAUUGAAUUCAGGACAAGGAGUUCAGUGUACUGACAGAGAUGAAUGCAGUGAUCCCAGUUUUUGUGGAAAACAUGCAUCAUGUCAUAACACUGCUGGAGGUUUCUACUGCAUCUGUGAAGCUGGAUUCAGACUAAAGUCAGGAGGAACUAACUUCACUGAUACAAGUGAACUCUGUGAGAGUAGGACUAAUUCAAGUUUAGAUCUUAUGUCUGACGUAUUAUUAACUGUGAUAAAAGCAUCCCAGCCAUUUCCAGAGUUCACAAAUCUGGCCUCUUUGAUGACCAACAUCAGUCAGAUACUGAAUCAGAGUGAACCUGUCAGAAUGAAGGACUUUACAAAACUAGACGGAAAAAGAUUUUUGCAGGCAUUUCAGAAUGCUCUCGAUGAUCUGCUUCGUGGUGGCUUCAGUGCUGAUAGUGCUAAGGUCUCAGCGUUGUUUAGUAUUGUGGAAAGCAUGCUAAAACUGAUAGGACAUCAGCAGUCAGAAGGCCUGACCAGGAGAGAAAGCGCUACAACUGAUGUGGAGCUGUUAGUAAUGAGGGGCAAUUCUCCACCUGAGGGUGAUUUCAUGAUGAAAACUAGUGGAGCACAAUUAACCUCCCACUGGGAAACAGCAACAGGAAAUACAUACCUCGGCUUCACGACUACAGCUCUGCUCAGCUACAAAGGUCUGGAGGAAUCACUCAAUGGCUUUUUUGACCAUUUAGAGACACAGAAAAAUGAAACUUUCAAGAUCAAUUCAAAAGUAGUGACCGCCACUGUUAGCAACAAAGAGACAAACAAUCUAACGACACCAGUUAAUUUCACAUUUUAUCACUUGGAGAUUUCCCCCAAGGAAAAGAAUGAGAAGCAAAGGCCUGUGUGUGUGUUUUGGGAUCCUGAGCUGGACGGGGGCGCGUGGUCAACGCGGGGCUGCACUACAGUGAGCUUCAGUCCCGAUCGGACCAACUGCUCCUGUAAUCACCUCAGCAGCUUUGCUGUACUUAUGGCUCUCUAUGAUAUUGGGGAUGUGUACGAGCUGCGUGUGAUCACACUGGUGGGACUGUCGCUUUCUCUGAUCUGCUUCCUCAUCUGCAUUGUCACGUUUUAUUUCGUGCGAUCCAUCCAGAGCACACGCAACACCAUCCACCUGCACCUGUGCAUCAGCCUCUUCAUCGCCUACUUUGUGUUCCUCGUGGGCAUCUCCCGCACAGAGAAUAAGGUGGGCUGUUCAGUCGUUGCAGGUAUUCUGCACUACUUCUUCCUGGCUUCCUUCUGCUGGAUGUGUCUGGAAGGAGUGCAGCUCUUCCGCAUGGUGGUGCUGGUCUUCAACACAACGCUGAGACCCGUCUAUAUGUUUGCCGCUGGUUAUGGAGUUCCUGCUGUAAUCGUGGCCAUUUCAGCCUCAGUGAACGCAAGUGGAUAUGGCACCGAAGAGUACUGUUGGCUCAACAUUAAAGAUGGCUUCAUCUGGAGCUUUUAUGGGCCAGUUUGUGUCAUAAUUAUUGUGAAUGUACUAUUCUUCCUCAUAACAAUAUCGAAGCUGGCAGAAAAGUUUUCCUCCCUCAACCCAGACUUAGACAGUCUGCACAAAAUCAAGGCAUUUACGAUUACUGCAAUCGCUCAGCUGUGCAUCCUUGGCAUCAUGUGGGUGUUUGGCUGUUUUCAGUUUAAUGAAAACACUGUGGUAAUGUCAUACAUCUUCACCAUACUAAGCAGCCUGCAGGGGGUGCUGAUGUUCAUCAUGCACUGCUGGCUCGCAAAACAAGUGAGAGAGGAGUAUGCCAAAUUCCUGUCCUGUAUCUGCACACCACACAAGAGGAAAUAUUCAGAGUUCACCUCAAACCAAUCAAGCAAACCGCAGGCCUCCAGGAGCGAUACUCACACUGGUGAAUCACACAUUUAAGAGGUUAUUUCCACAAGACCAUUCAAUUUUCCAUCUGUUUGCAAGUUGGAGUGUCACAUUAUUUCUCUAUCUGCUUACUGUGAAAAUAUUCAUACAUUGUAUUUGGGGAAUUCUGCUUUUAGGGGACCCUUUCCUUCCAUCAUUUUAUAAAGAAAAUGUUAACAUUUUUAAAUGCUUUUAAAGAUAUCUUUAUUUUUCCAGGACAUAUUUUAAAAGCAUCUCUUGUUCUUUUGCAAUUGCUCCUUAAACUCAAGAAAAUGAUGCAGUUUGACGAAAAAGCACAACCUCAUUUAAAAUCGAUACAUGACCAAUUAUGUCCUUUUUUUGUGAGAGUUGUUCAUGAAAGCCUUGUUUUUUUUUCAGUUAAAUAGUUAAACUGAGCACUGUUCUUCAGAAAAAUCUUUCAAUUUAUCCCGUUCAAAAAGAUUUAAUACAUUGUGUUUCCUCCUAGAGGAAUUUUACUGUUAUUAUUAUUUUAUGUCUUAAGCUGAAAUUAUUUAUUUUAAAUUCAAUAAAACUUAAUAUUGUGUAAUAUUUUUCUAAUUUAAGAUUAAUGUUUUCUAUUUACAUAUAAUAAGCCGUUAUGAAGCUGUAUUUUCAGCAUCAUUCCUCCAGUCUUCAGUGUCACAUGAUCCUCAGAAAUCAUUCUAGUAUGAUGAUUUGAUGAUCAAGAAACAUGUUUUAUCAUUGUCAAUACUGAAAACUGGUGCUUGCUGCUUCAUAGAUUUGUUUUCAGGACUCUUUGAUAAACAGAUAUUUCGAAAGAAAUAUAUACGUUUUAACAUUUUAAUUAUAAAUGUCUUUACUGUCACUUAUGGAAAAUAUAAUGUGUCCUAGCAGAAUAAAAGCAUUACUUUCCUUGUUUUUUAAUAUGUUUUCAUCAGUAGUGUAAAUAACAUCCUAAGAAUGUUUCAUAACAUGCUUUUAAAAGUUUUUAUUGACUUUUUAUUUAAAAAAAAAAAUGAUGUACAAUUUACAUAAAAAAAAAGAGGUUUGAUUGAGGUUUGUCCCAUGAUGUUCAUACUUCUGAAAAUGCUUUUGUUUUCCAUAUCAUUAUUCUCCAUAAACUGGUUCCUGGUUUGUUCUGAAUAUUUAGUUACGGUGAAGCUGAGUGAUACAUUUUGCACAUGAAGCCUUCAUUUUCUGCACUUUUUCUUACAGUCGCUAUUUAAUGCUUAUUGUGGUUUUUUGAUGUUGCAGAGUUUUUCAUAUUAAAAUGUUUACUUUCAUUCCCCUCA